Messenger RNA from Dreissena polymorpha, 3111 nucleotides. RefSeq names its product protein O-mannosyl-transferase TMTC1-like. NCBI's taxonomy places the organism in Eukaryota, Metazoa, Mollusca, Bivalvia, Myida, Dreissenidae. The record is from RefSeq and is a predicted model, not a curated record. Gene Ontology annotation, molecular function: protein binding; mannosyltransferase activity. The transcript has 18 exons. The coding region runs from base 128 to 2704 and encodes 858 amino acids. Gene Ontology annotation, biological process: protein O-linked glycosylation via mannose.
AAUUUAAAAAAGCAAAAAAUAACCGCCUUAUAAUAGAUAGGCAAUUUUAAUUCCAGGAUUUUUUUUCUAAAUAAAAUGAACGCUCGAUCUACGUCUUCUGUGAAUCUGUGACACUGUGCAUUAAAGAAUGAAGAUUACUGAGAAUAAUAACAAUUAUUUAAAGGAAAAUAAAAAUUGGAAGAAAAAUGGAUAUAGUGUCUUAAGAUUUGCAAACGACAACAGAAACGUAGAUUGGAUUCUUUUGUUACCUGGAGUUUUAGCAUUGCUGUGUUUUGCGAACGGACUGACAGGCGAGUUUGUUCAUGAUGACGUCUUUGCCAUCAAACGCAACAAUGACGUCAUUGGUAAUGUGUCACUAGCAGACGUCUUCUCGAACGAUUUCUGGGGAAGGAGUGUACGAUCGAACACGAGCCACAAGUCUUACAGACCCUUGACUGUAUUAACAUUUAGAUUCAAUAUUUGGUUAACUGGACGGAAUCCAGUCUACUUCCAUGUUGUAAACGUCUCAAUGCACGUGAUCGUGACGACGCUUCUCGUGCGCACGUGCUUACGCGUUAUCAAGGCGGGAAGGAGGUGCUCUGUACUGGCAGGAUGCUUGUUUGCAGUUCAUCCUGUUCAUACAGAAGCGGUGACAGGACUUGUCGGCAGGGCGGAUCUUCUGGCGACAAUAUUCUUCCUGGCCUCAUUGAAUUUGUACUUCCGAGAUGAUGGUCACCAUGACAUAUUAGGUUUCUACCACGCAGCGUGUCUGUUGUCCGCGGUCCUGGCCAUGCUAAGCAAGGAACACGGAGCAACCGUACUCGGAGUUUUAGUUAUCAUGGACGGUCGGAAAUAUAUUCAACGACUACCGGAGAGAAGUACCUUGUUGAAGAAAAUUGUCAUCAACCUGCUAUUUUCCGCCGUUUUGCUCUUUGUACGCAUGCACCUGAUGGGAAGCGCAUUACCCACCUUUACGUCACAUGACAAUCCGGCGGCUUUCAGUGCGUCUCGGCUUACAAGGAUGUUAACAUAUUCUUUCAUCUGGACAUACAACGCUUGGCUUCUACUGUCGCCUACAGACCUGUGCUAUGAUUGGCAGCAUGGAAGCAUUCCAUUGGUCGAGACAGUCUUGGACAUGCGCAACGCAGCAACCCUUCUAUUUUUCUUUGGCGCCAUGAUUCUUAUAUUGAAAACAGUAUUAUUUGUCUCUAAGAGAGCGUCCUUUCAAACGGGCGUGAUUGUGUGGUCACUUGUUAUCAUAAUGGUGCCAUUUUUGCCAGCGUCAAAUCUGCUCUUCACGGUCGGGUUCGUUAUUGCGGAGAGGAUACUGUAUAUGCCAAGUAUGGGUUUCUGCUUGCUAGUGUCGGUUGGUAUUUGUCGUUUGACCACACGGUUUCACCACCAUCGACGCACUUUAAAUGCAGUCGUCUGUUGCAUUCUCCUGCUGCAUUCCACGAAAACAUGGCGACAAAAUGCAGUAUGGCAAUCACGUGAAUCGCUCUUCAGGUCAGGCCUAUCUACAAUGCCCCACAACGCCAAGGUGCACUAUAACUAUGGAAACGUACUGAAAGACCGGGGUCAGAGGGACGACGCCGUUGCACAUUACAGGGAAGCUAUUAGGUUAGACCCAGCGUAUGCAAGCGCACAUAAUAACAUUGGGACGCUGCUAAGCGACAAACACGAGGCUGAAAUCCACUUCCGUGAAGCGUUGCGACUGCAACCCAACCACCAUGGUGCGAACAUUAACUUCGGCAACAUGCUUUGUAAGCGUGGAGAACACAAAGCCGGGGAUCAGCAUAUCGACAUGGCGCUGAGAUUAAACGACAAAAGCCCAGAGGCGCUCACAGCCAAAGCCCAGUGUCUGCUGGAGACCGGAAACCAUACCGAGGCCAGACUACAUCUUGAUUCCGCCCUGGAAGUGGCCCCUUUGUAUCACGAGGCCCUCACCUGUUAUGGGGCUCUACUUACCCAGAUAGGCCUGUACAAGGAAUCCGCCACUUACUACAUGAGGGUCCACGAACUGAGACCUGACAGCGCGAGCCUUGUGUCGGCUGCGGGCGCCUUUCAGCGUCUAGGGGACUUAACCGGGGCGGAAAGGACCCUAAAAAUGGCCCUACAAUUGAACAACGACCCCGGAAUCCUAGAGCAGCUGGCUGUGGUAUACUAUUCCUCGGGGAGAGUUGGCGAGUCACUGUCGGUCUACAGGGAUAUUGCCUCUAGACACAACAAUGCCUCUAUUGAUACGAUCAUUAGAUACGCGAAGAUUUUAGCAGCCGAAGGUCAGCCAAAAGAGGCAGACGACAUUCUAACAGAUCUCACAUAUUUACAUCCGGACAAUGUCGAUGCCCUUACAACGCUAGCAAAGGUCAAAGGUCUUCAGAAUCAACACAGACAGGCCGCAGAGUUGCUUUCCGCCGCGAUUCGACUGGCUAACAAGACAUCGGGCGCGCUUGAUGAGCUGUAUUUCGAUCGCGGUAAUCACUACAAGGAUCUGAAACUGUUUGAAGAAGCUGCAAUGGAUUUUGAGUCCACGUUACAAAUCAACCCGAGUCAUGCACGUGCGCACGGGAACAUUGGCGCAAUAUUCCACAUGCAUGGUGACAUCGACAAGGCCGAACGCCAUUACAAGCUUGCCCUGACGUUUGAACCAGGAAACCUCAUUGUUAAAGAAAACGUGGAGAAGCUGGCACGACUACGGCGUCAAAGGGAAGACGAGUUCGGCUGAAAAAAAGCAACAAGCUGCGAGCCCCGUUUUAUGAAAUAAGUCAUAUUGCCCGGAAGAUACCGGAUUAUCUUUUGUAAAUGUGGAUUGACUUGCACAAUAAUGGCCUUCAGCCUAAUUACCUUCUGUAUAUAGGCCGCUGGAUAUGAUUUUCUGUGAUAUACAUUGUAUUUUUAAACAUAGGAUUGACUCUGCAUAAUGCUCGUAUGAUGACGCAUGAUUUCAUACUCUCCACAGAUAUCCCGAUCUUCCAUAUUUAUAGAACAAACGUGUUAAUAAUAUUUUAUGUGUCAAAAGGAGUUAACCUCAGACGAGUAUUAAAUAGGUAUAAAGGGCAAAACCGUGCGAUUAUGAUAUGAAGAGUUAUGGUUCGUUUGCCUUGCGCCUUUCUUCAACGAAAUAUAUUUACC